AUGAAAAUUGUUCAAAAUGUUUCAUAUCGAAUAAAAUCAUAUCUAUCACAACAUAUAUCGACAACGAAUUUACGACUUUCAGCAUUUUUAAUAUCAUUAAUAUCAUGUUUAGUAUCUGGAUCAAUUUUAUUAUUUACAUUAUUUACCCCAUCAUUUCAUGAUAUAUUGGGAUUGACUUAUUUACAAAUAAAUUUUAUAGCUUCAUUAUCAGCUGGUGGAAUGUAUCUAUGUCUACCUGUUUUGGGGUAUUUAUCAGAUUGUUAUGGACCUUCAAUAUUAUCGUUUUUAUCAGUUUGGUUUUUCGUUCCUAGUUACGCAUUAAAUAGUUAUUUGGUACAAUGUGGAAAUAAUAAUGUUAUUUUGUAUUGUAUUACGUUUUGUAUGAUUGGAUUAGCUACUUCAUCAUUAUAUUUUUCGAGUUUAUUAAGUUGUGCUAAAAUUUUCCCCAAACAAAAAGGAUUAGCUAUUUCUUUACCUAUUUCAUGCUAUGGAUUAAGUUCAUUAAUGGGACUGCAAUUGUUGAAAUUAAAUUAUUUCCAAAUGAAGGAAAGGGAUGUUUUGAAUUUAGUUCGAGUUUUCAGUUUUUUUGCUUGGUUAUAUUUAGUAAUGGGAAUUUUUAGUUUUAUUUCAAGCUCGAUAGUUUUAGUGGAGCAAGAUGUGUUGUAUGACUUAGAAGAAACAGAUGUUGAAACCACUCCAUUAAUUAAUGAAGAAUUAACUCCACAAAGAUCAAUAAGAUCAGUUGAUCCACCAAAUCAUAGACAAAGAUAUAUUAGUUUUUUAAAAGAUUAUUCUGCAUGGAUUAUAUUAUUCUCAUUAAUUUUAAAUAUUGGACCUUUGGAGAGUUACCAAAAUAAUUUGAGUUCUAUUACAGCAAUAUUGGAACCAGUCAGAAUGAAAUCUAACCUUUCUGAUAAAGUUGGAUUAUUAGCUUUAUCAUCAACAAUAACAAGAUUAGCAGUUGGUGGAUUAAGUGAUAUUUUCCACAAGAAGCAAAUAAAUGCAGUUUGGAUAUUAGUAGUUGUAAUAGUGCUUGGGAUAUUUGGUCAAUGGAAUAAUAACAUAAUAUUAAAUGGUGUAUCAUAUGGCGGGGUAUUCACUACAUAUCCAACAAUAGUAGCAUCAGUUUGGGGAAUAGAUAUUAUGGGAUCCACAUGGGGUUCUUUCAUGGUUGCACCAGCUGUAGGAUCAAUAGUAUUUUCAUUAUUUUAUGGUAAAAUAGCUGAUCGUCAAGGUGAUUCUCAAAAAAAUGUUUUAACAUAUUUUAGAAUUACAUCAUUUGCAUUAUUUUUAAGUUGUAUUUUAGUAUUAUUAGCAUUUCGAAUAUGGAAAAAAAGAGGACAAGUUUUGGUAUAA
This is a messenger RNA of Lodderomyces jiufengensis, 1356 nucleotides long. RefSeq lists its product as uncharacterized. Gene Ontology annotation, cellular component: membrane. Gene Ontology annotation, biological process: transmembrane transport. The coding region runs from base 1 to 1356 and encodes 451 amino acids. NCBI's taxonomy places the organism in Eukaryota, Fungi, Ascomycota, Pichiomycetes, Serinales, Debaryomycetaceae. The transcript has a single exon. The record is from RefSeq and is a predicted model, not a curated record. Gene Ontology annotation, molecular function: transmembrane transporter activity.